This is a messenger RNA of Myripristis murdjan (pinecone soldierfish), 1267 nucleotides long. It is a transcript of the gene nudt2, whose product is annotated as nudix (nucleoside diphosphate linked moiety X)-type motif 2. The transcript has 3 exons. The record is from RefSeq and is a predicted model, not a curated record. Gene Ontology annotation, molecular function: bis(5'-nucleosyl)-tetraphosphatase (asymmetrical) activity. Gene Ontology annotation, biological process: AMP biosynthetic process; ATP biosynthetic process. Lineage: Eukaryota; Metazoa; Chordata; Actinopteri; Holocentriformes; Holocentridae. Bases 159 to 608 code for a protein of 149 amino acids.
UGCCAGUGAUUUUGUAAAUAAAUCACCAAACCGGCUUGUGUGUUGAUACACGGAGGAGGCGGACAUGUUUGGUAGUAACAUCCACUUUUACAGAAUAUCCCUGUGCGAGUUUGAAGCGACCGCUAGCGAGACAGCUGACAUCUGAUGUGUGCAGGGAGAUGGCGCUGCGUGCUUGUGGCUUCAUAAUUUUCCGUCGCCUAGCCAAUCCCGCCCCGCCCCCAGACAACAUCGAGUACCUCCUGUUGCAGACGUCGUACGGGGAGCACCACUGGACCCCACCCAAAGGUCAUGUGGACCCGGGGGAGGACGACCUCACCACGGCCCUCAGAGAGACCAAGGAGGAGGCCGGGCUGGGUGCCGAGGACCUGCGGGUGAUCGACGGCUUCCUGCAGGAGCUGCACUACGAGGUCCGGGGGAGACCCAAGGAGGUGCUGUACUGGCUGGCCGAGCUGAGAGACCCAGGGACCGCCGUGACCUUGUCUGACGAGCACCAGGACUACCGCUGGGCCCGGCUGGAGGAGGCCUGCUCUCUGGCCCAGCACAGAGACAUGCAGGACACACUGAGGGCAGCACACAGACACCUAGAGACAUGGCAGGACAAACAGUGAUGUGGUGGGACCUAGACCCUUCGCAAGGAAUGAUUAAAAGAAAGGGUUGAGUCUGAAUGUUAUACCGUCAAACAUGAAAGCUGAUUUUGGAUGAGCGUCUAGUGUGACAGUGCUUCCACCGUGCAUAUAAUUGAUUGAUGCAUCUGAUCUGACCCUUUCUACUUUGAAUUCACCUUGAAUCUACUGUGCAGCGCCACUGGGAGGAGGAGCAAGUUGCCGGCUCACUGCUCAGUACAAUUCGCCCUGUCAAAACAAAGACGAGCGGGGAGAAAAUGAAUUGGAGAUUGAAAAACAGAAAAUUGAUUCAGUGUGAGUCACUGCUGGAAAGCUGAAUUGUCUGGGUCUUUGAGUCUGCAAAGUCAUUUGUAAAGCUUUCACCACAGAGAAGUUAUGGCUGAUUUGAUUGUAAAUAACCUAAAAGGCCAGGCGAGAGCAGAAAAUUUAAUUACAAGGGGGGAGAAAAUCGAGAAAGCCCAUGUCCCACAAGGCAGUGCUUCAAUCAAAAGGAAACACAUUUUUAAUUUUGAGUCACAUAGUUAUCACUGGUGCGCGAGUCUGUAAAAUAAUGGAAACCAGGUGUCUAUGUUCUCAUGUGGUAAUACUGUUUUAUCUAUGGAAGUUGAAAUCACUUUGGUCAAAAUAAAUACAACUAAGAACAA